Ectocarpus siliculosus is the source of this 267-nucleotide messenger RNA. The record is from the annotation of a GenBank genome assembly. NCBI's taxonomy places the organism in Eukaryota, Phaeophyceae, Ectocarpales, Ectocarpaceae.
AUGGCACAGCCAUCGCGAACCGCGGUGCUGGGACUGUACAAGGGGCUACGGCGCCAGGGGGCACUGCUGAUGGACUACAACUACAGGGAGUACGCGUUGAGGAGAGCGAGAAGAGGGUUUGAGUUAGCUAGAGGGUUUGCACCGGAGGAGGCGGAGGCAGCCUUCAAGAAGGGGCAGCGAGAGCUCGAGAUCGUGCGGAGACAAGCGGCCAUCAGCCAGCUCUACCCCCAUCAGACAUCGGUGAUGGAAACAAUGACACCACCGUAG